AAUGUUUACCAUUGUGUGAAUUUAGUUAGUCCGUUGUUUCGUGCACAGGACAUCCAAAUUAGAUUCAAUUUAAAGAAUAAACUAGAAUAUUUAUAGAUUUCAGUUCAUAACUACGCAGAACCAGAUUUUCUUGUAAAGUCUAGAGUGAAUCCAACAAAAAAUGCACGCAUUUUUAAAAACUGGCAAAAUUGCUGAAUCGUCUUCAAAUCCCGGGAACGAUGGACAGCCCGUAGAGAAGCGCAGUAAAUCUCAUUCUGUUCCUUGGGUGGAAAAAUACCGCCCAAAAUGUGUCGACGACGUCGUGGAACAAGGGGAGGUAGUAGCGGUGUUGAGAGAAUGUCUAUCAACAGCUGUCGAUUUACCGAAUUUGCUGCUGUAUGGACCGCCUGGCACCGGUAAAACCAGUACUAUUUUGGCUGCGGCGCGUCAGCUGUUUGGCGAUAUGUUCAAAGAGCGCAUCUUGGAAUUAAAUGCAUCAGAUGACCGUGGUAUUGCGAUCAUCAGAAAUAAGGUCAAAACAUUCGCUCAACUUACGGCCAGUGGUACUAGAACUGACGGCAAACCGUGUCCGCCGUUUAAAAUAGUAAUUCUUGAUGAGGCCGAUGCUAUGACCCAUGCUGCACAGGCAGCCUUGCGUAGAACUAUGGAGAAAGAAACGAAAACCACAAGGUUUUGUUUGGUUUGCAAUUACGUAUCAAGAAUAAUUGAACCAAUCACUUCCCGCUGUACAAAGUUUCGCUUCAAGCCACUAGGCGAUGACAAGAUAAUUGAACGGCUACGUUUUAUUUGCGAACAAGAGAAUGUCGAUGUGGAUGAGCAGGCUUAUCGCGACAUAGUAUCUAUUUCAGGUGGUGAUUUGCGUCGGGCAAUUACCACACUUCAAUCUUGCCAUAGGUUGAAGGGGAAAGAAGCAAAAAUUGAACACACGGAUAUUCUAGAAAUGUCUGGUGUUGUACCACCGAAUUAUCUGGAUGAUUUUAUCUCAGUCUGUAAAACUGCCAACUACAGCAAACUGGAGGAUUACGUGAAGAACUUAACGCACGACGCGUACAGUGUGGGACAACUUUUUGAGCAGUUGACGGAUUUUGUUGUUAUGCAUGACGGACUGAGCGAUAAACAGAAAAGUAUUAUUUGCGACAAACUAGGGGAAUGUUGCUUCCGUCUACAGGGUGGUGGAUCGGAGUAUAUACAAAUUAUGGAUCUAGGGUGCGUCACCAUUCAGGCUCUUCAAACAAACUGAACAAAUUUGGAUAGGAUCACCGGUCUAUUCAGGAAUAAAUUGUUUAUAAACAUAUUUCUAUUAA
This is a messenger RNA of Topomyia yanbarensis, 1304 nucleotides long. Its product is annotated as replication factor C subunit 4. Gene Ontology annotation, biological process: DNA-templated DNA replication; DNA repair. The transcript has 3 exons. Lineage: Eukaryota; Metazoa; Arthropoda; Insecta; Diptera; Culicidae. Gene Ontology annotation, cellular component: DNA replication factor C complex; nucleus. The coding region runs from base 161 to 1240 and encodes 359 amino acids. Gene Ontology annotation, molecular function: DNA clamp loader activity; ATP hydrolysis activity; DNA binding. The record is from RefSeq and is a predicted model, not a curated record.